Messenger RNA from Seriola dumerili (greater amberjack), 4562 nucleotides. Its product is annotated as ELKS/Rab6-interacting/CAST family member 1-like. The transcript is spliced from 6 exons. The record is from RefSeq and is a predicted model, not a curated record. Bases 164 to 4417 code for a protein of 1417 amino acids. NCBI's taxonomy places the organism in Eukaryota, Metazoa, Chordata, Actinopteri, Carangiformes, Carangidae.
UUUCAACCUGGUCACGUUAGGAUGCAGCUUGAUGUUAAGUUACAUGUGUAGGAAAAUUUAAAACUGACGGGCGAUUUACAUUUUUCCCCCCCAUCACGGUUACUCCCAAAGGAAAAUUACUUAAGUCAGAUGGUCAGAGAGUCAACGAGGACGAAGUUUGACGAUGGACCCUGACAGUCCCGUUUCCAGGGUGGGGAGGACUUUUUGGACAGUUUGGUCCUAUAUAACCGAAGCUGUGAACAGAUUCCUCAGGCCAGAGCCCAAUAACACCGACAGCAAUGACCCGAAUGCCUCCCAGCAAUCUGCAGUUGACAGUGAGCCUGCUGACAGUGAUCACCCAGAAGGUGACACUAGUGGAAGGGGUGUCGAUGAGGAACAGCUUCUUGCGACAGCUUCUCUGCUUAGUUCAUCACGGCCAGUUGUUGCCUGGGAUCUUUCCACCACAGACAUCGACUUGGGGCCUGUGGAAGAAAGCAUGCAGUACAAAAGCCAGCUGAGUGGGGGUAAUGAAAGCACAGCAUCUGAGGAAGGUGAGGGGACGAGAGAGGAACAGUUAGGCCAAACAAGAAAUGAUGAUGCAGGACUGCCUGUUGCUAAAGAUGCAAGAGCAAAAGAAGAUGAAGAAGAAGAAAACCGAGAUUGGAAAUUGUACACUCAUGGACAAGGUGAGACGCCAGAGAAUGAUGAGUAUGAAGAACAGGCAAAGAUGGAGUCACGAAAUCUUACAGAAGAUGCAAUGAGUGAAGACACAGAGGGAAGUGGAAGAAAGGAUGCUGAGGAUGAGACUCAGGGGACACUGGAUGAUCAUCAAAAAAUGGAUGAAACCAUGACAGAGAUCCAAGUAAAGGAGGAAGAUGAUAAAAUCCACCAUGCAGAUGAGAAAGAUUUGGAGGCAGAAGACACUGAGAUAAUGUUGCACCCAAUGACAGAUUUUAGUUUAGAAAAGGAGCUUAGCAUGCCUAUAGAAGAGGCAAGGGUACAGAGGGAUGAGGCGGUUACGGCAGUGAUGUAUGAAGAAGUAGAAAACAGUUGUGGUGUGUUGCAGCUGACCUCGGAAAAUGAAAACAAGUAUGAUGAGGAGGCAAAACCAGUUGAGAAUCAAUUUUCAGUAGCUGAAGAGCUGUCAGAAAGUGAUGUUGAGGGAGACAAAGGCAUUACUUCACUGGAAGAUGAAUUACAAACUACCCUCAAAAAAAGUGGCAGUGUGUCAGAGGAUGUUGGACAAGAGCAUGCGAUGGCUCAUAGAAGUGAAAGUGAUGAAGUUGAGGAUGAAAGAGAAAAGGAGGAUGAGAACACAGUGGACGAGAGCGAGCAGAGUGAGGAAGAAACUGUCAAUGAUGCUGCAGACAAUCAGGCAAUAGAUGAAGAGCCAGAGCAGGAAGAAGACGUCAAAAUGGGUUCAGAAGACAUUCAAGGCAUUUUUACUGAACAUGUUACAUACAAUGAAGAAGCCGUGCAAAACGCUGAAGCAGAGCUACACACAGCUGAAUUCACAGAUGAAGGAAAGGAGGAUGUGGCUAAGGACACCGAAGUGCAAACCAAAACAAGAGAGAUGGAUGAUGUCGAUGGUGCAGUAACUGAUGAAAAAUCUCAUGUGACAGCAACAGACAUUUCGGCAGACGAGAGAGUUUGUGAUGAAGAGGAGAGGCUUUCUAGCGAGACAGAAGACGACACAGAAAGUUGCAUGGAAAUAGCCUGUACGACCACCUCAUUUACAGUAAAACCUGAAGGCGAGACCGGAAAGGAAAAAAGCGGAGAGUCUAAGAAUAUACCUCCAGGAAUAUGCGAAGGCCCGUUUGUUGUGUCGCAGGGGCUAAAUUCUCCGACAUCUGAGGAAACACAAGAGGGAGUUCCUGAAUACAACAAUGACCCUGGGCCAGAUGAAAAUACAACACAUAGCUUCCUGGAUGUAGGAGAUUCCAAGGAAAUCCAUGCUGCUGAAUUACCAGAAGAGGUGGAGAGCAAAGAGUUGGAGAGCCUUAAAAACAGUGGUGCUGGAGGUGACUAUUUAAUGCUGAGGGAGCAAAUGAAAGAGGAACGAGAAAACACAGAAGAUAUUGAGAAGGAGCACACUGGAAUACUGCACCUCACAGAUACUGGAUUACCACAAGAAACAGAGGAGCUGCUUGUUGAACCAGCAACUGAAGAAUCGGGACACUUAUUUGAGGAAGAGGAAGGAAAAUUAUUGGACAGUUCGAAGAUGGGAAUGGAACACUCAGAAAAGCACUUUGAGACACAUGUGGGUGUAACAGGUGAGACAGCAAAAGAGCUGCAAGAUGUGACUGAAGAGCUGUUGGUUGAAUUUGAAAUAGAUGGACAGUUAAGUGCUGAAGAUGGCUGUGAGACAACAGGAGUCAUAGCAGCAGAGGAUUCGGUGGUCGGAUUUGCGGAUGAAACAUUAAAAAUGCUUGAGGCUGAAGUACAGAAUAUGACCAGGACAGCGUUCUUUCAAGAAUCAGAAGAUACCAUAAACUUUGAACAAAACAGCAACAUGACUCCUAGUUUACUAGAAGACAUCGCUGAAUGUGGAUUCAUGAAAGAGCCAGUUGAGACUGAGCCUAAAUUACUUGAAGAUAGAACUGUGGAAAUGCAAGAUGCAGGGAUAGAUACGGAAGAACCAGGUUAUGGAGUUGAGGAGGAAGAAGUAGAAGAUGAAAUUCAGAGCAACAAUGAGAUGGAGUUUUUCAAUCCAGAGGUUGUGGGAAUGGCAGCUGGUCCAGCCACAGAAAACAACACAGAUAAUUUGUUUGGAGAAUCUGAAAUAUCUAGAAUGGAUGAGUCGCUGGAGACAAAAAAUCAACUAUCAGACGAAGCAUUUGGGAUGAGCAAGAAGGAGAUGUUAACAGAUACCAAAGCAGUGGGUGAAUUAAUGACAAUGGAGUCCAAGCCAAAAGAUUUGACUUUGAUAGCAAUAACAGAAAUGGCAAAGCAUGUGACAGAAUCAGAGGGGAGUUAUCCUGAAGAAACAAGUAGCUCAGUCAGUCAAGAUGUGAUUGAUCAAGAAAUCCUCGACUUGUGGAUACAGACAGCAUCGUUAAAAGACACGGACAUGGAACAACAAGAGGGGCCUGAACCCGGACAACAAAUGGACACAAAAAUAGAGCCAUCAAAUGAGGAACAAGAUGAAAUGCCAUCGGUGCAGGCAGAGAAGGAGAAAGAGCAGCUUGUGGAGUCAAAUUCAGGAGAAUCUGGAUUAUUGAGUGACGUUGAAAUGUCUUCAUCAACAGCAGAGUCAGGAUUUUUGGACCAGUCUGUCAGUGAAUGGGACACAAACCAAAGUGACACCCAUCUGCUGAAAUCGACCAGCACUGGGUCAUUUCAAGGCAUCUAUGACAAGUUGGCUAGUAUGUCAGAAUCAGCAGACAUCUCUGAAUUCUCUACACAACAACCCAACUCUGAAUCUCAGCAUAUAUUGAUGGAGGAAGCAGUGGAGGCAGGACAAUCUGAUCUGACAGAGAAGGAAUCAAGUGUUGAGACUGGAUUUCCUUCAGAUUUAGGAGUAAUAUCAUCAGAAGCUGGACAUCUAAAUCAGGAAUCGGACGAAUCACAAGAAAAAACGGAUGAAGAACAAGUUGAAUUGGCGGUGACUGAAACAGGAUCACAGGAAGAGACUGAUGCUGAGGUAAUGGACCUAUCAUGGAGAACUGAUUUGAAAGACACUGAAGAAGCAGACGUUGAGGCCAAAAUGGGCUCACUCUUCAAAGACGAGAAAACUAAAGUUGAAGAUGCGCCUCUUGAGGUGACUGAGUCUGACUCUCCAGAUGAAAUCAAACACGCUGAAUCAGGACGAUCUAGAAGUGGCUCAGAUGCUUCGUCGCAGGAGGAAAUCAUGCUGACAGAAUCACAAGACGACGCCUGUACUGAAUCCAAGAAGUUGUUGAAGUUGCCCUCACUGGACAAACCACAGCCAGAAGAUAUUGCUGAAUCACUACUCGAGCUAAACCAGGCUGAGGAUACAGAACAGACGACAACUAAACCUGAAGAUCAGACUGAGGUGAAUGCAUCUUCACUGGACUUCUCUGCGCAAAGAUCAAGAAUUGCUGUUAAAAACCCUUGUGUAAGGCCACCCAAAGAUCCCCGUUCCCUGCUAAAUAUGCCCUCACUGGAUCCCACACCCUCCUCACAUCUGCCAGUCAGAGCACCUAUAGGUGUGCCUUUGGGAGGCAUGGGCAUUGGAAUAAAACUGCCUGGGCUUGGUGCAGGUUUUCCUGUUUUAAAAAAGACGCGUGUGGUGAGAGAAGACAAAAGCUCAGAAAGCUCACAGGAACCUGAGUCAAAGUCAGAGGAGAAGAGUGACACUCCCAAACAAGAUGAGGCACAACCCAGACCUAAAUGGAUGCCACCAAGACAACCAGGAUUUGGAAAUCCACUCAUGUCUGAACUGAAGUCCAAACUGAAGAAAACCACAAAAGAGUGAAAAAAUAUGAAUUGUAAUGCAUUGUGUGAAUAUUUGAUUAUAUGAUACAAAAAAAAAAAAUUAUUUUUGAUGUAUUUAUCAAACUGAAUACAGUGAUGAGAUGUUCAUAUUCUAUGUUAAAGUUCUGUAAUAAAUUUGAGCUGAA